GUUUCCUCUCCUUGUUUUGCUUUCGAUCUGGACUGUUCUCAGGCAAGCCGGGGAGUAACUUUUAGUUUUGCUCCUGCGAUUAUUCAACUGACGGGCUUUCAUUUCCAUUUCACACACCCUAGCAACACUUAAACCUUGCGGAAUUGUAUUGGUAGUGUGAAAAAGCACACCGAGAGGGUACCAUGCCAGUGGAAAGGAUGCGAAUGCGCCCGUGGCUGGAGGAACAGAUCAAUUCGAAUACGAUACCUGGGCUGAAGUGGCUUAACAAGGAAAAGAAGAUUUUCCAGAUCCCUUGGAUGCAUGCAGCUAGACAUGGGUGGGAUGUCGAAAAAGAUGCGCCCCUCUUUAGAAACUGGGCAAUCCACACAGGAAAGCAUCAGCCUGGAGUAGAUAAACCUGAUCCCAAAACAUGGAAGGCGAAUUUUCGAUGUGCCAUGAACUCCUUGCCUGACAUUGAAGAAGUCAAGGAUAAAAGUAUAAAGAAGGGAAACAAUGCAUUCAGAGUAUACCGGAUGUUGCCCUUAUCUGAGCGACCUUCGAAGAAAGGAAAGAAACCAAAGACAGAAAAAGAAGACAGAGUUAAGCACAUCAAGCAAGAACCAGUUGAGUCAUCUUUGGGGCUUAGUAAUGGAGUAAGUGAUCUUUCUCCUGAGUAUGCCGUCCUGACUUCAGCUAUAAAAAAUGAAGUGGAUAGUACGGUGAACAUCAUAGUUGUAGGACAGUCACACCUGGACAGCAACAUCGAGGAUCAAGAGAUUGUCGCUAAUCCUCCAGACAUCUGCCAGGUUGUAGAGGUGACCACCGAGAGUGAUGAACAGCCGGUCAGCAUGAGUGAGCUCUACCCUCUGCAGAUUUCCCCCGUGUCUUCCUAUGCAGAAAGCGAAACUACCGAUAGUGUGCCCAGUGAUGAAGAGAGCGUCGAGGGACGACCACACUGGCGGAAGAGGAACAUUGAAGGCAAACAGUACCUCAGCAACAUGGGGACACGAAGCACCUACCUGCUGCCCAGCAUGGCGACUUUCGUGACUUCCAACAAACCUGACCUCCAGGUCACCAUCAAAGAGGAGAGCUGUCCGGUGCCUUACAACAGCUCGUGGCCCACUCUACCAGACCUCCCCCUCCCUCCCUCUGUGACCCCAGCACCCAGCAGCAGUCGGCCGGACCGGGAGACUCGGGCCAGUGUCAUCAAGAAGACAUCGGAUAUCACCCAGGCCCGUGUCAAGAGCUGUUAGGCCUUCGACUUCCCCCAGUGGUUGUUGGGAUUUCUUGGCUUUGUUUUGUUGUUUGUUUGUAUUUUAUUUUUUUCCUCUCUGACGCCUAUUUUAGACAAAUCGAAGGGAAAAAGCCUUGACAAUAGAACAUUGAUUGCUGUGUCCAACUCCAGUACUUGGGCUUCUCUUAACUCAGGACUCCAGCCCAUUGGUAGACGCGUAUCUCUAGAGCCUGCUGGAUCUCCCAGGGCUGCUCCCUCAAGUUCAAGGACGUCAUAGGACCAACACUCACACGGGCGGCGAGGUGCUGCAUUGCCUGCGGUCAAGGCCAGCAUGGUGGAGUGGAUGCCUCAGAACGGAUGAGAAAAUGUGAACUAGCUGGAAUUUUUUAUUCUUGUGAAUAUGUACAUAGGGCAGUACUAGCGACGCAGCCGUCUGCUUCUGCACCUUAUCUUAAAGCACUUACAGAUAGACCUUCUUCUUGUGACCUUGCUCUAUUUCUCAGCACAUUCAGCGCCCCCUCCCCCCCUCCCCACCAUGGCCCUUUGUCCUGCUUCCCGGCCCAUCCCAUCUAGUUCCUUUCCUCCUUUUCCUCCCCGCAAAGGCUGUGUUCCACAUCCCUGAGGAGGAGGAGAAGAAGAAAAGGAGUUUCUCCACGGAGAUCCCAUUUUUAAGACUGCUUUAAAAGAAAAAAAGAAAAAGAAAAAGAAAGAAAAAGAAAAUCUAAUCUGCUGUGCUUGAAUGCCACGCGGUACAAAGGAAAACUAUCAUGGAGAUAUUAUGCAAAUUCCCAGAUUUGAAGACAAAAAUAUUCUAAUUCUAACCAGAGCAAGCUUUUUUAUUUUUUAUACAGGGGAAUAUUUUAUUCAAGGUAAAAUUCUAAAGAAAAUAUAAUUGUUUUUUAUCUUUUCUACAGCAAAUUUAUAAUUUUAAGAUUUCCUUUUCUUGUUUAUCAGCAGUUGUUAUUACAUCCUUGUGGCACAUUUUUUUUUUAAUUUUGUAAAGGUGAAAAAGCUUUUAUGAGCUCAUGUAGCAAUCAAAUUAUCCUGUGGAUUGAUAAUAAAUGAAUAUGAUAUAUAGUUAAAUUUUUAA
Messenger RNA from Neogale vison (American mink), 2303 nucleotides. It is a transcript of the gene IRF2, whose product is annotated as interferon regulatory factor 2. Lineage: Eukaryota; Metazoa; Chordata; Mammalia; Carnivora; Mustelidae. The transcript is spliced from 9 exons. The record is from RefSeq and is a predicted model, not a curated record. The coding region runs from base 183 to 1232 and encodes 349 amino acids. Gene Ontology annotation, molecular function: RNA polymerase II cis-regulatory region sequence-specific DNA binding; DNA-binding transcription factor activity, RNA polymerase II-specific. Gene Ontology annotation, biological process: immune system process; regulation of transcription by RNA polymerase II. Gene Ontology annotation, cellular component: nucleus.